This is a messenger RNA of Achroia grisella, 1532 nucleotides long. It is a transcript of the gene Smox, whose product is annotated as mothers against decapentaplegic homolog 3. Gene Ontology annotation, cellular component: heteromeric SMAD protein complex. Gene Ontology annotation, molecular function: DNA-binding transcription factor activity, RNA polymerase II-specific; RNA polymerase II cis-regulatory region sequence-specific DNA binding; I-SMAD binding. Lineage: Eukaryota; Metazoa; Arthropoda; Insecta; Lepidoptera; Pyralidae. The transcript is spliced from 12 exons. The record is from RefSeq and is a predicted model, not a curated record. Gene Ontology annotation, biological process: SMAD protein signal transduction; cell differentiation; transforming growth factor beta receptor signaling pathway.
AUGUUUCCGCUAACCCCCCCUGUUGUGAAAAGACUUCUAGGAUGGAAAAAGGGUCCCGAGGGAUCGUCUGCAGCUGAAGAUAAAUGGUCCGAAAAAGCUGUAAAAAGUUUAGUUAAAAAAUUAAAAAAGAGCGGUGCUCUAGAAGAAUUAGAAAAGGCGAUAUCUAGCCAAAACAGUCAUACUAAAUGCGUUACAAUUCCGAGAGUGAAACCAAACGAUAACGUAAUAAAUGGACAGUACAGGAAGGGUUUGCCGCAUGUUGUUUACUGCAGGCUGUGGCGGUGGCCGCAGCUUCAGAGUCAACAUGAACUGAAACCAGUCGACCACUGCGAGUUUACCUACCAGUUCAAAAAAGACGAAGUGUGCAUCAACCCUUAUCACUAUAUAAAAAUUGACACACCGGCGCUGCCGCCGAUCCUCGUGCCCCGCUGCGGCGAGGGGGAGGUGCGCGCCCCUCCGCCAUACACGGACUACCUGCACCACGACCACACAGACAGUGUGAUGCAGAGCGGCGGCGUAGUAGGCGUGGUGGGGGUCGGCCCGGGCGGCCACAGCGCUAUGUACAUGGAAGCCACUCUGGCGCAGCAGGUGCCCAGUAAUACCACCAUACAUGUUAAUUCAUCAUCGGUGGAGACCCCGCCGCCUGGAUACAUCAGCGAGGAUGGGGACCCAAUGGACCAUAACGACAACAUGAACCUAACCCGGCUGACGCCGUCUCCGCCCGGGCUGGCGACGGAAGCGGCGCCGGUACUGUACCACGAGCCUGCGUUCUGGUGCAGCAUCAGCUACUACGAGCUGAACACGAGAGUCGGGGAGACCUUCCACGCGUCGCAGCCCUCCAUCACCGUCGACGGGUUCACGGACCCCAGCAACAGCGAGAGGUUCUGCCUCGGUUUGCUGUCAAACGUGAAUAGAAACGAGGUGGUGGAACAGACGCGCCGCCAUAUUGGCAAAGGUGUACGACUUUAUUAUAUUGGUGGUGAGGUGUUUGCAGAGUGCCUCAGCGACUCAUCAAUAUUUGUGCAGAGUCCCAACUGCAACCAACGCUACGGCUGGCAUCCUGCCACCGUCUGCAAAAUACCACCAGGUUGCAAUCUGAAGAUAUUUAAUAAUCAAGAGUUUGCGGCGCUGCUGUCGCAGACAUAGACGCCUAUAUGUCUAUGCAUUGUAAAUAAAGGGCUUCAAUUGAGGCAGUUCUUCCAGCUGACGAGGAAAAAUUAUAAUAUAAAAACUUAACAUACGGAUGAGUUCAUGUCAAUGGGAUGGGGCGCCGAGUUCAGACGACAGACGGUGACGUCAACGCCGUGCUGGAUCGAGCUGCACCUCAACGGGCCGCUGCAGUGGCUGGACCGGGUCCUCACGCAGAUGGGCUCCCCGCGGCUGCCCUGCUCCUCCGUCUCCUAAAUGCCCAGGAUCAAAGGAGGUGGCCAGAAAUAUACAUAAGUAUCUUAGUGUUAAAGGUGAUACCUCCGCACGAGUCGUGUUUAUGCAUUCGCGUUCUUGUCAGCAAUAUUGUCACUUGCUAAUUUGUA